AAUGCCAGUUAUGUAAUCAACAGACGCUAUACGAAGAGCAAAAUGUCACCGGUAUGCCACAACUUUGUACAAAACGCGUGGAAGAAAGAUUUUUGUUCUAACUGUUUCAAAUCACGCGAGGAACACUCUAAGCAGGAGAAAAACACAGAGAGCAGUAAAUAUAUUGCAACUCCAUUCCAAAAUAGAGGAAAUUUCUUCAAGAAAACUCCUCCGAGCAUCCUCAAGAUACAUCCUAAGAAAAAAGGUAAACGUACCGUACGUUUCCCGGAAGAGGUAUGUAGCGUUAUUGGAUAUGGAGGUGAUGAUUGGUCAGAUGGUGAAGAAUUCGAAGUCUCAGAAGAGAACGACGAAGAUGACACAUUCCCAGACACAGAAGAGGAGAGAGAGCUUCACAGAAUAACUAAAUCUAACACAGAUUUUAAUACAGUAAAAGCUAAUUUACUUGGCGAUUCCGUAGCUAAGUCUUACACGUCAUUAUUAUUGGGUAAGGUCCAAACUGAUUCUGACGGUAAAAAGAAAACAUUAAUGGUCUCAGUUACGCCGUUUGGUCAAGAAAAUAAGAGUCCUAAUGUUAAAACACACACCCGUAAACCCGCCGUUAUAAAUUUGGCUGAACAAGCAGCCGAUGAAUCUUCAAAUGGUUACAAAACUAAUAUAAUUCUUUCAACUUACAUAAAAGAAUCUGAAACUAUAAUAACAACAGAAGGAACAAAAUCUUCCGAUAGUAUCUUGUGCACAGAGAAAUCUUUACUUGAAGAAAUCUCUGAAACACUGCAUCAAAAUAGAAUAGGUGGUCAUGACCUUAACUUAAUCCAAUCUGAUUGCAAUAAGCCCUCUAUUGUUGAGGGUAAAAUGAAACAGAGUAUGCAAGACGACUUCGAUAAAAAAGAAAUGACUGAAACAAAAAAGAACAGCAUUGUGAGAAAGUCACCUUUGAACAAAAAGCAAGAACGACCAAAGGUAAAUCUUAGUCGAUCAGAGUUUAAAUUUUGCAAAAUUAAUAUUGAAAAUAGUAGCGUAGACUCCGGUGUAGGGAUACUCAAUUCAACCGCAAAUAAUUCCUUAACCUCAGACGAUGAAAGUUUCAGUGGUCGCACGGAUUCAGAUAAUGACGAUAGCGGACACUUUUCCGAAUCUCACAAAACGGAAGAAACUGUUAAAAUCAAAGUAUAUAACGAUGAUAAAAAUAUUAAAAUGUCACCGCUCGGACAGUUACGAAAGGUAGACGGACAAGCCAAUAGUGGAUAUUCAACAUUCCAAAGCCCGAUCAUUGACAUGCCGCCUAUAAUACCUAAACAACCGGAAGCCGUUUUCUCCGCGGAAGCCAGUCGCGAAUUAGCUGGUGAACCGGAUGGUAGAGCGGACCCAGAUGAUACCAGCGAAGCGCCGGCCUUACCUAAUAGCCCUGUCCCUACUAUGGACCCUCGUCCAUCGUUCCUACACGGUAUGAUAACUGAUAUAAUGCCAGGUAAACCGGUUCCGCCAGAAAAACCGAAGCUACCUGCAAAACCGGUCAUCAAACAAAACAAAAAAAAUGUUACGUCAACGCAACAAGUUAUUAUGCAUGUUCAAACAAAAAAAGAUGAGGAAGAAAACGCUAUUAAAUAUGCAAGCAAUCAAAUUCGUCAGUCUAGCGAAGAAAAGUCAGACUCUGUCUAUUACGCUAAGCCAGUUUUGACGAAACAGGAUAGCGACACGUCUCUGAGCAGCUUGUGUAAGCGUAAAGCACCAACCCCACCCUUGUCACCUACAGAGGAAUACUCUAGUAGCCUUUACCAAAGAAAUCCAAACGGGUUUAUGAAAUCUGACUCUCCAGUUGUGAGGGAAAUGGAAAAACGAGAAAGAGCUGUGAUGUCUUCCAUGCCAAAAUUAAGAAGUUUAGAUGACGAAGCGAAGAAAUCCGAACAAGUACCGGAACCAGCUCCAAGAAGGAACAUUUCAUUGUCGCAUGAUAAUUUACUCUUAGAUGAAAAACGUAAGGGUAAACUGAAAUUCUCAAUUAAAAAGCUACUUCGUAUCGGAUCAUCGAAAGACUUGGAUAAAAAAGAGCUAAGCGUCGCGCAAGUUACAAAAGUAACGACUAAAACCGAGGAGAUUUACGAUUUGACCCCGAAACCUAAGCCGCGUCUCGUUAUUAUACAUCCUUUAGAUAUUAACGGAUCGAGUGUUGAGGUGGUGAAAUCGAAUUGUGAAAUUUCGGAGAGCUUGCGUCGGUUGAGUCACGAUGAUGUUUCGUCAAUAUACAGUGGAAGCAGUUCAGCGACGGAUGACACACCGCCAAGGGUUGUGAACAAGCCGCCUCCUCCGCCGAGAAUAUCUAGUGAAGAUUAUAAGUCAGUGUCAAAUGUGCCAAAGCCUGCGAGACCGCCCCCACCUAAGUCUAUAGCUUUGCAAAAGAAACAAAAACAGCAAGCCUGGGCGGCCGCUCCAAAGCAAGACGAUAACAUUUAUGCUAAUUUAGGAGAGAUUAGAUCAGCGCUGGCGCCUAGGAAACCUGAGCGUACUGCUAGCAUGCGGGAACGUGAAUCGCAUUUAGAACUUGUGAAACGCAGAUCACCUCUAGAUGAAGAUAAGGAUGACACAGACGAGCCGCAGGAACUAGUACAAGCUACCAACGAUACAGUAAUACACAACUACGACGAUGUAUACAACACAGGAAAAUAUGACGAGGAAAAUUGUGAUUCGGCUAAAAACAGCGAUAGUGACUAUGAAUACGUACACCACGCCCGCUCAAGUUCUCCAGAAUGCGAUUCCGCGAUUAAAACCAGGGAAGUGGAGCGCGCUGACCGAAAGACUGAAGAUACGACAGAAUUCCAAAAAUAUAACGGUUUCCGGUCAUCGUUACCGUACUGUGGUAGCGAAACUGAGUCGGAAAUUUAUUCUCCAUACAGUUUCUACAGUUCAAACGACAAUAUGGACAGUCCAGGAAACGAGGACUACCAAGGCGAAAUGACUCCAAAGAACACAACCAGCAAAUUGAGAGUUAGGAAGGGAAGGAGCGUUGUUCACAAGAAUCUCGAGGAUAAUUACGGAGCGGUCGUUAUCGCAAAUCACGAAGCGUUGGCGCAAGUUUUAGAACAGGUACAACAAAGUGCAACCAUGCAACCAUCAUUACGGGGGCUCAAAGCUUGCACAAAUUUAAGAUGGAAUGAUUUCACACUCCAACAAAACAAGAACUUUACGAAAGCGGGCAAGAAAUUCUUUUACCCAGCAUGUUGGAACUCAAACCAAGGACCGGUUAAUGUAACAUUAAUGUUAUACAAGGAACAAAUGGCGUCUCAGUUGGUCUGUCAGUCUGUCCAACCGUCUACUUUGUGUUUGAACGCUAUCACGGAGUUCUGUGAUUUGGUACCGUUGCAGCAAUUUGGGGAAGAGGGAGAUGAUUUGGUACAAGCUACGAUCGUGGUCCUUGCAAACGCUCAAGUCGACACAAUAAAGUCCUACGGAGAACACCUUCACACAAUUGAAGGGACCAACAAAGACCAUCAACUAGUCCAAACAGACCAAAUUCACGAAGCAAUCUUCAUGAUGCUCCAACUUAUCAAUGGGUUGAAAUGUCUUCAAGCAAGGGGUGUUGAGGAAAUACCUGAAUCUCUGACGUCGUUCAUUAUAUUAAAGGAUACUCAAACCGGAAACCAUACAACAACAUCGGAAGACAGAUUGAAUUCAUUGUCGGCUCCCAAGACAAAUUGUUAUGGCAGACUGUGUAUAUUACAAGGAUUGACUGACGAUAUGAACUGUAGCAAAUCCACCGAAGAAGAUCUAUGUUCACUUUGCAAAUGUGCGUUAAAAGCAAUCGAAACUCUCUUACCAGGAGAAAAACUAACACCGCUAUUAAAAGAAGUACUACAAGAGGAGAGGGCUGUUUCACUAAACCACGCUAAAUCAGUCUUAGAAUUCAUGCUAUGGGGUCCGUUAGACGUAGUUCAAGGGGUUCCUGUCGAUGAAAGGGAGUUAUCUCUUCAGAGAUGGCUAGAUUUAGAAAGGGCGACAGUUUUGCAUGGUUUAGUACGAACAAGAGUACAGUUGAAUGUGUUUGAACAGCUACAUUUAAUGUUCUUAGUUCGAUCCACCGCUAAAGCGAUGUGUGACGCGUCUGUAUUGCUAGAAAGAGCAAAUGUGUAUUAAUUAUUUGGAAUAUAUUCUAUAAAUCUAUGGUUUUUUAAUGCUAAGAAAAAAUGUUCAUAUAAUUUUCUAUGGAAUAUCUUGUAUGAAAAUUUUAUCUUUAAGCAAAUAUAAAUAAAAUAGUUUAUAAACGAUGGACGUGUCUGUUGUGUCGUGUUGUGUUUAGACAAAAACGCUUAAUUUUAAAAGAUAUUUUUUAUCUUAAUUUUGUGUAGCGUUGUCUGAUUUAUAAUUAAUUGUGUACGGAGACACAUUUCUUUAAGCUUUACUCGAAUAAUUUUAAUGCGUGUGUGUUGCAAUAAAAAAUAUUGUUUUCAAAUUAAUUAAAAUCGGAAAUACGUAUUAUAAUCACACGUAGAUUUUUCUUUUGAAAGUUUUAUAUUAAACACAUGAGCAUUAAUAAAAGUUAAUAUUUAAUUUUUAAGAUUUUAUAAUUAAGUUAGGCACCGUCAAUGCUUUUUAAAAUUAAAGACACUAUCAAAUCCAGUUGGAUUCUGUUUGUUAUAUCAAUAUCUAUAAUUUUUAUUUGAAAUAUAUAUAUAUAUAUAUAUAUACAUUAUAAAUGAAUAUGUUGCUAUAUUAAAAAAAAAAAAAAAACAAAAUUUUUCUUGCCCGUUCAAAAAAAUCAACUGAUGCCAAAACCAAUGGAAUUUGUACUGAAAAGUUUAUACUCAAAUAAAUCGGUGCCACAUGUAUUAUACACUAACAAAUCUGUAAAUUAACACAUGUAAUUUAUAUUAUCAUAGUUAUAUUUAGUCUUGUAAGCAUUGCUACAGUUCAAAUGUUUAAUUUUUUCUUUUUUUUAAGUAUACCAUUCAUCGAAUACAAAUAAACAAAUUACUGAUUA
Molecule: messenger RNA, 4972 nt
Organism: Melitaea cinxia (Glanville fritillary)
Lineage: Eukaryota; Metazoa; Arthropoda; Insecta; Lepidoptera; Nymphalidae
Exons: 5
Coding region: 43-4128 (1361 amino acids)
Source: RefSeq, a predicted model, not a curated record